This is a messenger RNA of Mesocricetus auratus (golden hamster), 7186 nucleotides long. It is a transcript of the gene Dlgap1, whose product is annotated as DLG associated protein 1. Bases 998 to 3982 code for a protein of 994 amino acids. Gene Ontology annotation, molecular function: molecular adaptor activity. Gene Ontology annotation, biological process: signaling. NCBI's taxonomy places the organism in Eukaryota, Metazoa, Chordata, Mammalia, Rodentia, Cricetidae. The record is from RefSeq and is a predicted model, not a curated record. Gene Ontology annotation, cellular component: postsynaptic specialization; glutamatergic synapse. The transcript has 15 exons.
GCGCGCACCCUUCGGGAGCCGCCGGCGCCUCCCCGCGGCCCGGGACGCACGUGCCUGGGCCAGGGCCAAGGCCAGUGGCCACUCCGUAGUAGCUGGGGCGGGUGCGAGCGCCUGGCUUAGGGCCGUGGCCGCCGCCCGCCGGCCCGCCCGCCUGCUCCGGUGGUUGGGCGGAGGAAGCGCGGGACUCCUCCUCCUCCCCGCUGUAUUAACAUGCACCCAGGGGCGGGUGACCAGCCCAGCCUAGCAGCCCCUGCCCGCUGCUGCUGCUGCUUCCCUGCGCUCAGCCUCCGCGCCAGAGGCGAGCCUUGCGCUCCGGGCGCCGCAAUCGCGAGGACGCGGCCUCGCAGACACCUUCCACUGGCGGGGAGCUGCAGGACCGGUGGUGCGAGCGGCCGCAUCCACCACGGAGUAGGCUCCUUCCCAAACCCUCGCUGAGAGGCAUCCCCGGCCAGGGGGGCCACUGUUCCUGCCCUUGCUCCGAGGCUCGUGCGACGGACAGGCAGACGGACAGACGCCACCAGCGAGUUCCGGACUGCGGGCAGCGGCAAGAAAACCGUGAGGGGUACUAUCAGGCUGCUUCUAGUGAAGGCAACUCAUUCCUUUUCCUGGGACACUUUCUUCAGAAGACCAACGCACAUCCCGUUUGCUCAGAUAUAACCCCAAAUUGAAAGAGUUCUUCUAGAGGGGACGUCAUCAGUCUCGCCAGGACUGGGUUGAUCAUCACGUACCAGGAGUGACAUCUACUUCACAAUAUCGGCAACAGCAGCAACCUGAAGCUUAGAUCUCCUGCUGAGUGGGACGGGAGAAAAAAUGGAAGAGUGAUCCUCAAAGGUUACAUCUGCUCUGGGAUCCGCUGAAUGUCGCUUGAAGGCCCCUGUGUCUGCUUCAGAGAACUCCCGUUGAAUGACAAAGACGCUGAGAACAGUCUCUUCUGCCCAAGACGGGGUCUGGAACUUAACGGGGUUCCCAUGACCCCUGCGAUUGCUUCCAGUCAGCAAUGAAAGGGUUAUCAGGUAGCCGCAGCCACCACCACGGGAUCACCUGCGAGUCGGCCUGUGACUCCCUGUCACACCACUCUGACCACAAGCCCUACCUGCUGAGCCCCGUGGACCACCACCCUGCGGACCACCCCUACUACACCCAGCGGAACUCCUUCCAGGCAGAGUGCGUGGGGCCCUUCAGUGACCCGCUGGCCAGCAGCACCUUCCCACGCAGGCAUUACACCUCGCAGCAGGAGCUGAAGGACGAGAGCGCCCUGGUGCCACGCACCCUGGCCACCAAGGCGAACCACCGCAUCCCCGCCAACCUCCUGGACCAGUUUGAAAGGCAGCUGCCGCUCAGCCGGGAUGGCUACCACACGCUGCAGUACAAGCGCACCGCGGUGGAGCACCGCAGCGACAGCCCCGGCCGCAUCCGACACCUGGUCCACUCUGUCCAGAAGCUCUUCACCAAGUCACACUCCCUGGAGGGGCCGUCCAAAGGCAGCGUCAAUGGGGGCAAAGCCAGCCCCGAUGAGUCGCAGACUGUGAGAUACGGCAAGCGCAGCAAGAGCAAAGAGAGGCGCUCGGAGUCCAAAGCCAGGUCCAAUGCCUCCAACGCCUCCCCAACCUCUCCCAGCUGGUGGAGCUCAGAUGACAACCUGGAUGGCGACAUGUGCCUCUACCACACGCCCUCGGGUGUGAUGACCAUGGGCAGGUGCCCUGACCGCUCUGCUUCGCAGUACUUCAUGGAAGCCUACAACACCAUCAGCGAGCAGGCGGUGAAGGCCUCCAGGAGUAACAAUGACAUCAAGUGCUCGACCUGCGCUAACCUGCCCGUCACUCUGGAUGCCCCACUCCUGAAGAAGAGUGCCUGGUCCUCCACUCUCACCGUGAGCAGAGCCCGAGAGGUUUACCAGAAAGCCUCAGUGAACAUGGAUCAGGCCAUGGUGAAGUCCGAGGCAUGUCAGCAGGAGCGGUCCUGCCAGUACCUACAGGUUCCCCAAGAUGAAUGGACAGGGUACACGCCUCGCGGGAAGGGCGACGAGAUCCCCUGCCGAAGGAUGCGAAGUGGCAGCUACAUCAAGGCCAUGGGGGACGAGGACAGCGGGGAUUCAGACACGAGUCCCAAGCCUUCUCCCAAAGUGGCCGCAAGAAGAGAGAGCUAUCUCAAGGCUACACAACCCUCCCUUACAGAGCUCACCACACUCAAGAUCUCCAACGAACACUCACCCAAACUCCAGAUCCGGAGUCACAGUUACCUGAGGGCAGUAAGUGAAGUCUCCAUCAACAGAAGCCUGGACAGCCUUGACCCCGCAGGCUUGCUCACGUCACCAAAGUUCCGCUCCAGAAAUGAGAGCUACAUGCGAGCCAUGAGCACCAUCAGCCAGGUGAGCGAGAUGGAGGUGAACGGGCAGUUCGAAUCCGUGUGUGAGUCCGUGUUCAGCGAGCUGGAGUCGCAGGCUGUGGAGGCUCUGGACCUGCCCAUGCCUGGCUGCUUCCGCAUGCGCAGCCACAGCUACGUGCGGGCCAUCGAGAAGGGCUGCUCCCAGGACGACGAGUGCGUGUCGCUGAGGUCGUCCUCGCCUCCACGCACAACCACCACCGUGAGGACCAUCCAGAGCAGCACCGGUGUCAUAAAACUGAGUUCUGCCGUUGAAGUGUCAUCUUGCAUUACAACAUAUAAGAAGACACCACCUCCAGUCCCACCCAGAACUACCACGAAACCUUUCAUUUCUAUCACAGCUCAGAGUAGCACAGAGUCUGCGCAGGACGCCUACAUGGAUGGACAAGGCCAGCGCGGAGACAUGAUCAGCCAGUCUGGCCUCAGCAACUCCACCGAGAGUCUGGACAGUAUGAAGGCUCUGACCGCUGCCAUCGAGGCUGCAAAUGCCCAGAUCCACGGCCCAGCAAGUCAACACAUGGGCAAUAAUGCCGCUGCGGUCACCACCACCACCACCACCAUAGCCACUGUCACGACCGAGGACAGGAAGAAAGACUUUAAGAAAAACCGAUGUCUAUCUAUUGGGAUACAGGUGGACGAUGCUGAAGAGCCGGAGAAGGCGGGGGAGAGUAAGGCGCCCAGUAAGUUCCAGUCCGUGGGAGUACAAGUGGGAGAGGAGAAGUGCUUCCGCAGGUUCACCCGGUCCAACAGCGUGACCACCGCAGUGCAGGCUGACCUGGACUUCCAUGAUAAUCUGGAAAAUUCCCUGGAAUCUUUAGAGGACAAUUCGUGUCCCGGCCCGAUGGCCAGGCAGUUCUCCCGGGAUGCCAGCACGUCUACCGUCAGCAUCCAGGGUUCGGGGAACCAUUACCACGCCUGCGCAGCCGACGAUGACUUUGACACGGAUUUUGACCCCUCCAUCCUGCCUCCCCCGGACCCCUGGAUUGACUCCAUCACAGAAGACCCCCUGGAGGCCGUUCAAAGGUCCGUGUGCCACCGGGAUGGCCACUGGUUCCUGAAGCUUCUCCAGGCAGAGCGAGACCGCAUGGAAGGCUGGUGCCAGCAGAUGGAGAGGGAAGAGCGGGAAAACAGCCUCCCCGAGGACAUUCUAGGGAAAAUCCGAACCGCAGUGGGCAGCGCCCAACUUCUCAUGGCGCAGAAAUUCUACCAGUUCAGAGAACUGUGUGAAGAGAACCUGAAUCCCAAUGCUCAUCCAAGACCCACUUCCCAGGAUUUGGCGGGGUUUUGGGACAUGCUGCAGUUGUCCAUAGAAAAUAUUAGUAUGAAAUUUGAUGAACUUCAUCAGUUAAAGGCCAAUAAUUGGAAACAGAUGGAUCCUCUUGACAAGAAGGAGCGAAGGGCCCCUCCUCCAGUGCCAAAGAAGCCGGCGAAGGGCCCCGCGCCGCUGAUCCGGGAGCGCUCGCUGGAGAGCUCGCAGCGCCAGGAGGCCCGCAAGCGCCUGAUGGCCGCCAAGCGUGCCGCAUCGGUCCGCCAGAACUCGGCCACCGAGAGCGCGGAGAGCAUCGAGAUCUACAUCCCCGAGGCGCAGACCCGGCUCUGAGCGCCCGCCCGCCGCAGAGGACCAUCCCGCCGCCCUGGCCCGCGGCCGCCUCUCCCUCCCACCCCGCCCCCCCCCCCGUGUCCCCCUCUGUCUCUGAGCUCAGUGACCGCCACCGUCGUGGCGUAGUUGUCCACCUCGCAGGAGCCGUUGUUCCCCAAGCCACCCCCCCACCCAGCUUCCUGGACCACUUUGCCCAUCUUCUUCACCCACCGAGCUUCGCUCCCUUGUCCUGUAGCCUCAUGCAGACAUCCAAACCCUUUCUUUUCUGGGACAAGCAAACCCACCCGUGUAGAAAAGACACCUGUAGGUCACUCCGCCCUCCUCAGUUCUUUCAAGCUAGUGCGUCCCCAGAACUCAGCAAUAUAAAACCAUAGGGUAUUUCAGAAGCCCAGUGUCACACAGGGUGAUCCUUUAGAGACUUAACCGUCUUCCACGUGAAAGAAACGAGGGCUCCGAUUCCCUUUCUUUGCACCCCCCGAAAACGGUUAUUUUUUUUUUAAACGAGCAGACAGAGCGCUUUAUUUCUAAUCUCAGAAAUCACACCAUCUCAUCGGAAUCAAUGGUGACCAAGAGAGAGGGAACCAAGCUGGCCUGGGGUUGGGGGCCUGGGUGUGGCGUAGGAGAGAAGGGCCAAGUGCCCGGUACCCUGCAUCUGUACCUGUGCAGCUGUACAAACCGCCUCGCCGGCACUUCAUCAGUCGCAGCUUCUAACGUCUCAAUCAGCAGAAGAUUGUAAACCCGAUCUUUCAGGGAAAUUAAUCUAUUCUGAAAGGCAAUAAAAUGAAGAAAGUUUAAGGCAGAGGAAACCCCGAUGGUUUAAGAUCCCAUAAAAGGAAUCUAUUUAUUUAUUAUUAAGAGAAUUUAGACCUGAAAUGUUUUAUCAACUUUUCUUGUACUCUGUGUAUUAUAAUGUCAUGGCAGUGGGUUUUUAAAUGGGGGCCGGGGGGAGAAAGAGUUGGUUCUGCUAGUUCAGUGUCCGUUCGGGUGGGCGCACUGAACGAUUUCACACGCGUGCGCACGCGCGCGCGCACACACACACACACACACACAGGAACAUCUCUGCUUCUGAAAAGCGGCGAGGCCAUUUCCAGAAGAGAGUUGCGGUUCUCUGCCACCCCCUUUGAACGCUCCACAUCUGUCCAGUUCUGCCCAGCACUCCACAGUCCAGGGGUCACCUCCCACUCGUUCCGCAGCACAGGAUUUUUGUCCUACAUCAAAUGAAUAAAAUAAAAGGUUUUUCUUUACCCCAGUUAACAUUCUGCCUCAUUCCCAAGAGCUGUCGUUAUGAUCCUCAAGUUCCAGGUAGUGAGAGAAUGUCGUUUGGUAUGCAGGGGCCAAGAGCUAUGAGGAGCUAGGAAAGCCAGCAUUCAGAACGGCUGAGAGAAACUCAAGCUUUGGGUUGGAUUCCAGGCUUCCUGUUGGCUUACACUUUAGCCGUGGUCCAUGGGCCGUGUGCACUGGCGUCCCGCUGAAGUCUUCAAAAUGCCCUUACUUGUAGCAGUUUAAACAUUCAGAAUGUGGCAAUCGGAAAGCGUCAGCCAUAUAGUAUGUCAAGCUUGAAACCUAAAGAAUUAGAAAUUUGCCAUUGAAAAACGGAAGUCUUAAAAGAAAAAAAAAUGCUUGCAACAGAGAUGCUGAUAAAAAAUACACUCUCAUAGCCAGGUGCUAAUUUAAUUUUCUUUACAAAAUUAAGAGAAGCGAUGGGUUCUGGAAACCAAUAUUUUCAGACGUAUUCUAAAACUACUAGAGAAUCCGCUACCUCUCAGAGCCUUGAUGCUUUGAGUUACCUUUAAUAACAGGGCACAAUGUUUACUGCUGUGGUUUACAAGAAAAGGGCUACUAACAUUUUAAAAACAACAAAACAAAACAAAACUUUUAACUAGGGCAGACAAAGUCAGUGCUUUCUGAACUGGAGAAGAGAUUUUUUUUUUUUUUUUUUUUGGAGCUUCAAGUAUUUGCUAGUUCCAAAAAAGACAACAGUCUUGUAGUAGAACAGCAAUUAAGCAUCAUGUGAAGUAUGCAGGAGUAAGGUCAACUGUCACCUUGGGUAGCCCGCGGUCACAUUCAUCCAAGAAAGACUUGGCAUUCACAGGAAGCACUGUCCAUUCCAGACCCACAGUCACUACUACAGCUCCGUGCCCUGAGGUAGAGUUCAGUUUCUAGUGUGAUUCCAGAUUCUGCUACAAUGUUUUCUUUGGGAACUGGUUUGGCCCAGGCUGUUUUAAAGAGGGACAAGUGAAGGCCUAUUUAUCUUGUCUUAAGUGAAUGGCAUUUGUAUAUUCAUAAGCUAUUUUUGGUAAGAAUUUUAAAUCUUUUAGCUGAACGCCUGCAGGGCAUCACAACCCUUGCCUUCCUGAAAAACACAGUUUAAACUGUACAAACACUUUAUUAAAAAAAAAAAGAAGGUAAUCAUUGAUGGUAGGACAUGACCCCACACACAAUACAGCUUGUUAUCCCCUGGAACCUGGAAACUGACAUCCGUGAGCAUAACAUUUGUUGCGUUAUUCUUUUUGAUGUAAUUUGUAGAGAUGUUUUUUAGUUCAUAAUGAACAAUGUAUGUACCCUGAAAAAUUGCUUAUUUUGUUUAACUUUGGUAUAAAGGUGUUGGGCAUUUUCUUGGGGUGGGGGGAAUUACAAAAGAAAUUUGUCUCCCUCAUCAAGAACAACAAAAAAAUACAUUCAAAGAAAUUAAGUAUUUAUUAUAUUUUUUGCAGAUGUUUCCAUACAAUUCACAUAACCUUUUUGUAAAGAGAGAUGAAGAAAUGGAUUAAAGAUUUUUAAUAUUUGAAAUGGUAAAUAGAGCUAAUUUAUUUGUAAUAUAUUUCUGUUAUUUAUAGAUGUCCCCUUAAUGUUUUACUGUGCAGUACUGCUUUAAUUUAAGCCUUAUCCUUAUGAAUUUACCAUUUCUUUUUUAAGAACAUGUCUAGAUGCAUAUUUUAAAUAACUGGAAUGUAAAUCAUUAGCAUAUCUGAAUUCCCUAAUGUAAUUUUUAAAAAUUAUUUUGGUUUGGGGAAUAAAAAAAGAUUCACUUGAAAGCCUUCAGAUGGAGGGGUGGGGAAGAUUUUUAUGGCUUUCUGAAUUGGAAUUUCAUAGGCUUAUUUACCUAGAUUGUGUGUGGCCAAAAAAAAAAAUAUAUGACCUGUAAAUACAUGGAUGUUUCCCAUAAUGUAAAAAGAAGGAAUUAAUAAAAUAACCAACGCACUA